AGACGGAAGCGCAAAUCUAUGUGAGUUACAAUAUAACGCCCUUGUAUAUUGUCAAUAGCAUUACUUUUGUAAGAAAAAAAAAGGUAUUAUUGAAACCUAUAGUUAUAGCAAUAGAUUAAUAAUAGAAAUAACAGAUUUAUAUUUGUUAUCCUAAGCGAUGUCAAGGGAGUAUGACCAUUUAUUUAAACUUCUUAUAAUCGGGGAUAGUGGAGUUGGAAAGAGCAGCCUUCUCCUUAGAUUUGCUGACAACACAUUUUCAGGAAAUUAUAUUACAACUAUUGGAGUAGAUUUCAAAAUUAGAACCAUUGAAGUGGAAGGAGAGCUGGUAAAGCUUCAGAUCUGGGACACAGCGGGUCAAGAACGUUUUCGAACGAUAACAUCAACGUACUAUCGAGGGACCCAUGGUGUUAUUGUUGUUUAUGAUGUUACUAAUGGAGAGUCUUUUGCUAAUGUAAAGAGAUGGUUACAUGAGAUUGAACAAAACUGUGAUGUAGUUAAUAGAAUCUUAGUUGGAAACAAGAAUGACGACCCUGAUAGGAAGGUAGUGUUAACUGAAGAUUCUCAACGAUUUGCCGACCAGAUGGGAAUCCAGCUCUUUGAGACAAGUGCCAAGGAGAAUAUCAAUGUUGAAAAAAUGUUCAAUGCCAUCACAAAAAUGGUUUUGAAUACGAAAAAAGAACAAAAGGAACGUCAACAACAGAAUAGAGAGAGUACUGUCAAACUUCAACGAGGAUCACAACGAGGGAAAAAAAAAUGUUGUUAAUAGUAUUUUAUUAAAGGAUAAGAAAAGAAAAACUAUCAUUAAGUGAUAUCCAAGUCCUUCCUAGGCCACAGUAUCUUGAGUAUAAAUUCUGUAUGCCUCUGGGACCUUUCAUCAGAGAAUUUUAUUGGUAUUCCAGAAAACGGAAGAAAUCCUGCACUUUGUCCUUGUCAUCAGAAAAAUUGGGCAUCAAUCUUUUUUUUUUCUUCAAAUAAAUGAUUUUUUUUUGUUAGUGGGGUAGAGGUGGGGAGAUUAAAC
Molecule: messenger RNA, 1018 nt
Organism: Limulus polyphemus (Atlantic horseshoe crab)
Lineage: Eukaryota; Metazoa; Arthropoda; Merostomata; Xiphosura; Limulidae
Product: ras-related protein Rab-35-like
Exons: 7
Coding region: 158-763 (201 amino acids)
Biological process (GO): endocytic recycling
Cellular component (GO): endosome membrane; plasma membrane
Molecular function (GO): GTP binding; GTPase activity
Source: RefSeq, a predicted model, not a curated record